AAUGAGCCUCUCUUGAGCACUCAAAUCAGAACUAGAGUUUCUCUUGACUAUGGCUAGCUCUAUGGUCCUCAAACUUGCUUGUUUGGUGGCACUGUGCACGGUGGCAAUUGCCCGCUUGGCCACGGCUGAUAUAAGCUGUGGACAGGUGGUGAAUUACCUCAUGCCAUGCGUUAGCUACGUCCAAAAUGGUGGCACGGUGCCUGCAAACUGCUGCGGUGGCAUCAAGACGCUGUAUCAAGCAGCUCAGACGACGGCAGACCGUCAGAGUGUGUGCAACUGCUUGAAAAAUGCACUCAAUCAAGUUCCAUUUCCAUACACCAACUACAACCUCGGCCUGGCUGCUGGGCUUCCCGCCAAAUGCGGCAUUGAUCUUCCUUACAAGAUCAGUCCCUCUACUGACUGUAAAAGCGUGAAGUGAAUGAGGAAGCUGCAGCAGUGAAAGUGUAUACCUAAGCAUAUGGUUUUAGAAUAAGAGGACGCUUUAAGUCCCCUGGAACUUCCUUCCCGUUAGUGAGGAAGCUUCUAGUGUGAGAGAUCUAAUUUGUAGCCUCUUUAGUCUUACUUGUGCGUCUUGUAUCAUCUACUUCUAUCCAUCUACUUGUAUGUAUUGUGUUGCAAUGUUGUUUAAAUUAACUUAAGUA
Molecule: messenger RNA, 641 nt
Organism: Mangifera indica (mango)
Lineage: Eukaryota; Viridiplantae; Streptophyta; Magnoliopsida; Sapindales; Anacardiaceae
Product: non-specific lipid-transfer protein 1-like
Exons: 2
Coding region: 50-418 (122 amino acids)
Biological process (GO): lipid transport
Cellular component (GO): membrane
Molecular function (GO): lipid binding
Source: RefSeq, a predicted model, not a curated record